Molecule: messenger RNA, 8710 nt
Organism: Symphalangus syndactylus (siamang)
Lineage: Eukaryota; Metazoa; Chordata; Mammalia; Primates; Hylobatidae
Gene: FBXL17
Product: F-box and leucine rich repeat protein 17
Cellular component (GO): cytoplasm
Molecular function (GO): protein binding
Source: RefSeq, a predicted model, not a curated record
UGCCCGUGUGUGCGUGUGUGUGCGCAGGGAGGGCGACCCCGCCGCGGGCCGGGGGCCGAGCCAGCGAGCGGCCUGCCCCGCUGCCGGGAGCCCGCCUCCCUGGGUCUCCCUCCCUCCCGUCCCGGUCCCCCUCCUCGGGGCCUUCUAUAUGGGCCACCUUCUCUCGAAGGAGCCGCGUAACCGCCCGAGCCAGAAGAGGCCUCGUUGUUGCAGUUGGUGCCGCCGCCGGCGCCCUCUCCUCAGGCUGCCCCGCCGGACCCCAGCCAAGGUGCCCCCUCAGCCGGCGGCGCCCCGGAGCCGGGACUGCUUCUUCCGCGGGCCCUGCAUGCUCUGCUUCAUCGUGCACAGUCCCGGCGCGCCCGCCCCCGCCGGCCCAGAGGAGGAGCCGCCGCUCUCGCCGCCGCCGCGGGACGGGGCCUACGCUGCCGCCGCCUCCUCUCAGCACCUGGCGCGGCGCUACGCGGCCCUGGCCGCCGAGGACUGCGCCGCUGCUGCCCGCCGCUUCCUGCUAUCCUCGGCCGCCGCCGCCGCCGCCGCUGCUGCCUCGGCUUCGUCGCCCGCCUCCUGCUGCAAAGAGUUGGGGCUGGCUGCGGCCGCCGCCUGGGAACAGCAGGGCCGCAGUCUCUUCCUGGCCAGCUUGGGGCCGGUGCGCUUCCUGGGGCCGCCCGCCGCCGUGCAGCUCUUCCGGGGGCCGACACCGUCACCUGCCGAGCCGCCUACGCCCCCCGAAAUGGUGUGCAAGCGGAAGGGGGCCGGGGUCCCCGCCUGCACCCCCUGCAAGCAGCCCCGCUGCGGCGGUGGGGGCUGCGGCGGCGGUGGCGGUGGUGGUGGUGGGGGAGGGCCUGCGGGGGGAGGCGCUUCGCCGCCCCGGCCCCCCGACGCCGGCUGCUGCCAGGCCCCGGAGCAGCCCCCGCAGCCGCUCUGCCCCCUGCCCUCUUCUCCCACUUCCGAAGGUGCCCCCACCGAAGCUGGCGGGGACGCUGUCCGAGCCGGGGGCACCGCCCCCUCGUCCGCCCAGCAGCAGCAUGAAUGUGGCGACGCGGACUGUCGGGAGCCCCCCGAAAACCCCUGCGACUGUCACAGGGAGCCGCCCCCCGAAACCCCAGACAUCAACCAGCUGCCGCCGUCCAUCCUGCUCAAGAUAUUUUCCAAUUUGUCACUGGAUGAGCGUUGCCUUUCCGCAUCAUUGGUUUGCAAGUACUGGCGUGACCUUUGUUUAGACUUCCAGUUUUGGAAGCAGCUGGAUCUUAGUAGUCGUCAGCAGGUCACUGAUGAAUUAUUGGAAAAAAUUGCAUCAAGGAGUCAGAAUAUAAUUGAAAUCAACAUUUCUGAUUGUCGCAGUAUGUCUGAUAAUGGCGUAUGUGUUUUAGCAUUUAAAUGUCCUGGACUUCUUAGGUAUACAGCCUACAGGUGUAAACAACUUUCUGACACCUCUAUUAUUGCGGUUGCCUCUCACUGUCCUUUACUUCAGAAAGUGCAUGUAGGCAACCAGGACAAACUCACUGAUGAAGGACUCAAGCAGCUGGGCUCAAAAUGCAGAGAACUCAAAGAUAUUCAUUUCGGCCAGUGUUACAAGAUCUCAGAUGAAGGCAUGAUCGUCAUAGCUAAGGGCUGUCUGAAAUUACAAAGGAUAUACAUGCAGGAAAACAAAUUAGUGACAGAUCAGUCAGUGAAAGCAUUUGCUGAACACUGUCCUGAGCUUCAAUAUGUAGGCUUCAUGGGUUGUUCAGUCACUUCUAAAGGAGUCAUUCACCUAACCAAGCUAAGAAACCUUUCCAGCUUGGACCUACGUCAUAUCACUGAACUGGAUAAUGAAACCGUGAUGGAAAUUGUCAAGAGGUGCAAAAAUCUUAGCUCUCUCAAUCUCUGUCUGAACUGGAUCAUAAAUGACAGACCGAGUCUUGCUCUGGCACCCGGGCUGGAGUGCAGUCAGUGGCAUGAUCUCUGCUCCCUUCAACCUCCACCUCCUGGGUUCAAGGGAUUCUCUUGCCUCAGCCACCCUAGUAGCUGGGAUUACAAGUGUGCGCCACUGGCUGGGCGCGGUGGCUCACACCUGUAAUCCCAGCACUUUGGGAGUCCGAGGCAGGUGGAUCACGAGGUCAGGAGAUCCAGACCAUCCUGGCUAACACAGUGAAACCCCAUCUCUACUAAAAAUACGGAAAAAUUAGCCGGGCGUUGUGGCGGGUGCCUGUAGUCCCAGCUACUCAGGAGGCUGAGGCAGGAGAAUGGCAUGAACCCGGGAGGCAGAGUUUGCAGUGAGCCGAGAUCACACCACCGCACUCCAGCCUGGGCGAUAGAGCAAGACCUCGUCUCAAGAAAACAAAAAAACGAAAAAACAAGUGUGUACCACCACGUCCGAUUAAGUUUUGUAUUUUUAGUAGGGAUGGGGUUUCUGUUGGCCUGGCUGGUAUCAAACUACUGGCCUUAAGUGAUCCCCCCCCAACCCCUGCCUCGAUCUCCCAAAGUGCUGGGAUUAUAGGCGUGAGCCAUAAGCCACUGUGCCUGGCCUCCCCUUUUUUAAUUUCCUUUUAUACCUUAAAACCAUGUAGACUCCAUUUUCCCCAAUUUUGGUAAAUUCUAGUGACAUUUUCUUAAAUUACCCUGAAUUACUCUUUAUGUGAUAGCCUUGACUUCACUCUUUCUUAGUAAAAUUUUUCUUGAAAAAUGUACUCCUCUAGAAUGGGUAUGUGAUCACCAUUCAUAAAAAUUCUCUCUUGUUUUUGAAUAAUAUUCACCAUAUGAAAUAUAUCAAUGUCUAAAGAAAAUGGAACUGGAGGUCAUUAUUCUAAGUGAAGUAACUCAGGAAUCAAAAACCAAAUACCGUGUGUUCUCACUUAUGAGUGGGCGUUGAACUAUUGGUGCGAAAAGGCAUAUAGAGUGGUAUAAUGGACAUGGGAGCUCCAAGUGUGGAGGCUUGGAGGGGGCAAGGGAUAAAAACUGCCUAUGGGGUACAAUGCAUACUAUUCGGGUGAUGGGCGCACCAAAAUCCUAUACCUCACCGCUACAGAAUUCAUCCAUGUAACCAAAACUACUUGUGCCCCUAAAGUUAUUGAAAUUAAAACAUUUAAGAAAAAGAAAGUUCAAAUAAAUUAACUUUCCUGAAAACAAAGUGUACAAAGUAAAAUUCUUCUCUAUAAUCAACAUCCUAUAUAGACAAUUUAAAGUAAUCUUUAAAAAGCUGCUCAUAACAAAUAAUAAAUUACAUAAAUACUGUCUUGUGGUUUUAAAUAUCUAACAUUAGUUUAAUAUAUUACUGUAAAUUUCUUGGUAAUGCAUUGAAUUAAAGUAGAAAACUGGGCCGGGCAUGGUGGCUCACGCCUGUAAGCCCAGCACUUUGGGAGGCUGAGGCGGGCGGAUCACAAGGUCAAGAGAUUGAGACCAUCCUGGCUAACAUGGUGAAACCUCAUCUCUACUAAAAAUACAAAAAUUAGCUGGGCAUGGUGGCGCAUGCCUGUAAUCCCAGCUACUCUGGAGGCUGAGGAAGGAGAAUCACUUGAACCUGGGAGGCGGAGGUUGCAGUGAGCCAAGAUCACAACAUUGUACUCCAGCCCGGGCAACAAGAGUGAAACUCUGUCUCAAAAAAAAAAAAAAAAAAAAAAAGUAGAAAACUGUUUCUGCAAUAAGGUGAUUAUAUUCCACAACAAUUUUCCCUAUACAGGACAUGUGUAGAAGAGUCAUUUAAUGGGAGAUACUAUAAUUGAUAAAUAAGAUAUGGUCUAUACAUGGUUAUGUGAGUUAUCUAAGUAAAUAUUUUGCUUAGGUUUGUAUCAUUUAAAUACAGAUGGGAGAGUGGAUUUCUAAUUUCUAGUUCUUUAAAUGCUUAUUUUGUUGUAGCUGGGUAAUUUACAAAUGAAAAUGUUGAGAGCUCUCACUUUGCCUUUCCUUCCCUUUGUUAGGCUUCAUGUACUCAAACCUUGUGCUAUUUCAGUCAUUUUUUUCCCGCUUAACUAAUGGUUGUUUGGUGUUUGAUCCUAAAUAUAUGUAUUGUAGAGAUUUAUUUGCAAGGAAUGAAAGUGUAUUUUUAUGUUUUUAAUGGAAAAGCUUGGAUUAAUUAAGAAAACAUGCAUUUUAAUGAGGUUGAGCAGUAGAGUUUUAAAGAUCAGGCUCUUUUAGGUUUUAAUUACACUACUUGCACUUAUCCUGUAUACUGUAAUAGAAGUUUCAAACAUUAAAACCCACUUUGCAGUAUCAUCUAAAUUACUCAUCUCAUUGUUCUUGCCAUACUAUAUUACUAAGCUAAGUAAUAUUUGUAAUUAUAUUGGUAUAAAUCUAGAACUUCCCAUCAGACUUAAUUAUAAUUUCAGCACUUAGCUGAGAUGGGUUAGUAACCUUCCAUAUAGAGGGCACUGGAAUGCACUAAUGCGUUUAGCCUAUCAAUUAAUUCUGUUUUACAUUCGUUCAUUAUUAUUAUCCUCCAGUAAAUCAGAAAGCAUUUAUUAGCCCCCUACUAAAUACUUGGUACUGUGUCUCAGACUGUGGGGCACUGAGUUCCUGCUGUUCUCAAAGGUCACUCUCUUUAGGGGACAUAAGACUUAAUGAUAAUAGUGAGCCUUGUAAGGAUCGAGGGGUCGAAAGUAACCUUUAUUACCCAGGUAAUUGAUAGGGACUUUACACGUGUUCUCAUUUAAUCUCUUCAACGUCUUUUGUUCAGGGGAAGGUCAUACUAUUUCUAUUAAAUUUAGACCAUUUCUUUGACUUUCUUUGGCUUUUCAGUGGAUGUAUUUUUCCAUCAUCGUUGCAGUAAAAACUCUAAACAAGAAAAAGUGAAUGGCUAAUCAGUCAAUUUUCCAUAUCAUAGCUGGGAUUCACAUACGAUUGACAUUUAUAUAUAAAAUUCUUAAUUUUUUAACUAAGCUCAUUAUUUUCUCUCAUAUUGAAAGUAUAAUGGAACUUUUAGAUAUUAAUUUAUAUACAAUACCUAUUACAAAGAUUUAUCCUGAAUGUUGCUAGUUUUAAUAAAGGAUUUCUCACAUUAAGAUAAAUUUCAGUACUUGUCACAGUCCUAUAUAUAUAACAUUUAUCCUAGGUUCUAAUAAUUCUUAUCUGUGAACUUUUUUUAAGUUCAAAAUUUUAAAAUAUAUAGUAAUUGAAUGACUUUACUGUUAUACUUUAUGGUGUCUGUUAGCAUUUUCUGGUCGUUGAAUUGAUCUCUGUGACUAAGACAUGCUGCUCUUUAUCUUUGUUUUUCCAAAAGCACUUUUUGUGUUUAGAGAGUUAAACAGCAUGAUAUUUUCUUGUAUUCAGAAGGAUGGUCUAGUAGUGAUUUGACAUUUACCAUUGCUUUUGAAUACAAAUAACAUCCAAGUGUUUUAUGAAAAGAGGACACCGUACUAUUUCUAUCAGUGAUUUACAUUAAACAUCUGGUUAUUACGUCUCAUCUACUGCCUGAUUCUAAGUUUAUUGAAAUUUUUUUUGUAUUUAUAUCAGUCUUUAUUAUUUCAUAUCCAAUUUGGUCUACAACAUUUUUAUAUGUUUGACAUGGAGUCCAAAAGCAGCAUCUUUUGGGUGUAACAGCUGAUGUGUAAAAAACUGGUCUGAGCAUUGUUAUAGCAAUAUACUUAUAAUGGUUCUUUUAUUCUUUUUUUGUUAAUAAGAAUUAAAUAAAAUCUAAUUGAUUUUAAUAGAUCUUUACAAAAGCUGUUUUCAGUUUUUAAACUAUCAAAGAGGUAAUCUCUCCAUUUUCAAUUUUUAACAUUGGUCAUGAAAAUGAACUUAGUUUAAUCUUAUGUUUUAUAUCCCCAUUAUCAAAUAUAUGAGCCUUUCUUUGACAGUUGACCAUGCUUGCUCAUGAAUUAGGAGAACAAUAUAAAAAAAAAUACAAGAUAAAUAAGAUUAUCUAACAUCCAGUAGCUAAAGUCACAAAGCAUAACAAAGGCCAGGGUUGUUGUUAAUACCAAUUAUAUUGCCAUGAUUUGCUGUGUGAAUCUUGUAUUUAUGUAAGGGAAGCUAUUGCAUCAGUGCACACUCUAAAAUUUGGAGAAUUUUAAAUCUUAGGCUGUUAUCCAGUUUCUUUCAAGUAAAAAAAAGUCUACAAAAUAUUGCUAUUUUAUUUUAUAUGUGCUAGAGGUUAAAAUAGUACCUAUAGAUAUUUUUCUUUCUUUUUUUUUUUUUUUCUUUUUUUUUUUUUUAAAAAAGACGGAGUCAUGCUUUGUUGCCCAGGCUAGACUGCAGUGGCACAAUCUCAGCCCACUGUGACCUCUGCCUCCCGGGUUCAAGUGAUUCUCCUGCCUCAGCCUCCCAAGUAGCUGGGUUUACAGGCAUUCACCACCACGUGGGGCUAAUUUUUGUGUUUUUAGUAGGAGACGGGGUUUCACCAUGUUGGCCAGGCUGGUCUAGAACUCCUGACCUCAAGUUAUCCGCCUACCUUUUCACCCCAAAGUGCUGGGGUUACAGGUGUGAACCACUGCCCCCAGCCAGAUAUUUCUCUUUAAAUGUAACUUUUAAAUAAGACCAUUUGAAGUUGCAAACUUUUGGGCCACAGCUGAGUCUAGUCCACAAAGCUGUUUUGUUUGGCAUAUACAGUUAUUUAAAAAUUUUGAAUUAGUUGCCAGCACUUUAAAAAUUGGGAUAGUUCACAUAAAUAUUCUGAAUUCAGGCUUUUGGAAAAGUUGUGGACCCAAGAAUACUAGUCCCACAUUUUCUCAUGUCAACAUUCUUUCCAAGAUAGUGAAUGGACUGUUCCCUUUGGCCCCCUUUCCAUUUAUCCACUCUUCCCACCAAACUGGAUUAUCCUUCCUUAAAAUUAAGAUGUAGAGAAUUUUAGAUAUUUCAUAUUUAAAUCAUAUGGUUUUUCAAAAUUGAUUAUGGUAAAAUAUAUUAAAAAAUAAUAGUUCAUUAGUCUACCUAAAUUAGUUAUUUACUAUUUCAGGCACCAGAAUGUUAGUCAACAGGUGGAAGUUAUAGACGGAGACAGAAUGCAGCUUAAAAUAAGUUAAAACCUUGAUUUUCAUUGACUGCCUUCCAAAAUAGAGAAUGCACUCUUUGUUAGUGUUCAAACAGAGUGCUGUAAAGCAGUUUCCUGAAUUAUAAGGAGGGUUGGACUAGUUUAUUAAAGUCCCUCAAACUCCAAACCCGUAAUUUGAAGUUGCUUAUUUUAAAAUGAAUUCAUUGGCAAUGUUUAGUGUUUGGUUCAUGAUUCCUUUGUUUUCAAUAUUAAGAAAAAAUCUUAAUACUAUUCUGUCUCUUUUUUUAUUUUUGUAUAGAAAAAACCCUCUUUUGUUUUUUUAGGUAUAUUGAGGUGAAAGUUGUAGAGUGACAGAUUACUCCACCACCCCUUUCAGUGAGACUGACAGCACCUUGGCUCGUGUAAAACUCAAUGAGGCUUUAUAUAAAGAUUUUUCUAACUCCCCUGAUCUUCUCUGGAUGUUUAUUCUGUUUCUUCUUUCAAAUUUCAGUUGAUUCAAUAAAAAACGGUGAUAUUUAGAAAUAAAGUUCAGAGAGGAUUUGAGCAGGUGUUGGUGAUAUAAAAUAUUUGCUGAGUGCCCAUUGUGUUUUAUUUCCAAGAAUUGUUUUGUGAACAUAUGCUAUAUAUUGUAUUUAUAAGUGUUCAAGGUCUGGGUAGAUAAUCUACCAUCUUCCUGUGAAUGUCAUGUCACAGUGGACUUAGAAUUUUAUUUCAUUUCAAUCCCCUAAUAUUACUUAAUUCUCCUAGAGACUGAGGUUUAAAGAUUGCCCAAGGGGAACAAACCUAUCCAUUAAAUCCAGCAGGCAGAGCUGAAUUUGAGUUUGAGAAUAUUUUGUUUUCUUUUAAAGUUAAGUGGUGUGGAGGAGAGAAAUACUUUUCACCUUGGAGUAUUGAGUGUGAAGUUUGAGCAAUUUUCUAUCAUAAAAGCCUGAAAACUUGGAAAUAAAGAGGUGGCAAAAAUAAUGCUGACUGUUGAAGCUGCUUGGGGGUGGUAUUUAUAGCAGCACCGCCCUGCCACUAUAGAAUGCAGAGCAAUCUGUCUGCAUACUUUUGGUGCCUAAUAAUGUGCCUGGGCUGGUUAGGUGAAGCUUUAGUAAAACUGAAUUUUAGCUUAUUUCUGUAAUCUACUGAAUAGUUUUGUGUAUUGUCUAUGACAUUAUUUGUGUUUUUGCAAAAAGAAUAAUGAAAUAUAUUUUAUGGAGUUCUGAGAGGAUUACAGAAACAGAAUGGAGUCUUUCUAAACUAGUGACAUUAGUUUGAGGUAAGCAUGUUUUUGACGCUAUUUUUUUGUAUUCACAUAUUCACAAUUAUGUGUAAGACCAUCCCUAGAAAGUUAGUUUGAUAUUGGAGUAACUAUUAUUCUGGGCUUCCAAACUAUCUUUAAAAAAUCAUGAGGCCAGGCAUGGUGGCUCAUCUCUUAUCUCAGCACUUUGGGAGGCCAAGGAGGGUGGAUUACUUGAGCUCAGGAGUUCAAGACUAGCCUGGGCAACAUGGUGAAACCUCGUCUUUAUAAAAAAAAAUUUAAAAAUUAGUCGGGCAUGAUGGCACGUGCCUGUAGACCCAGCUACUGAGGAGGCUGAGCUGGGAGGAUAGCUCGAGACUGGGAGGAUUGCUUGAGACUGGGAGGCAGAGGUUGCAGUGAGCUGUGAUCGUGCCACUGCUCUCCAGUCUGGGUGACAGAGGAAGACCCUGUCUCAAAAAAACAAAACAAAACAAAACAAAACCAUGCCUAUUCUGUUCUUCUAUCCAUUAGACCUUCUUUCUAAAACCAUGAUUGGCCAUGUAGUGCUAGUGAGGUAAUAGUGU